AUGGAUCCCGCCGCAGAUGCGAGCGCGGCCUCGCCCGCGGCUCCUCACCAGCCGCCCUACAACUACACCGCGAGCCAGGGCUACGAGCAGACCAGCGACAUCCCCGCCGAGCUGCGCAUGCCACGCGGGGCUCCGGCCGACGACGAUGCGGCCGACGACGACUUUGACGACAUCUUUGACGACGAUGCCGACCUCGACGACGAGGAGUGGGCCGCCGACGCCGGCGAUCUCACCAAGUCAUACAACCGCCAGCGCCAGCUGCACGGCGACAGCGACGGCGUGGCCCUGCUGCCGCGCUCCAACCAGCAGAAGCCCACGGCCAACACCUUCGCCAGCGUCGACGACCAGAUCUCGGCCCUCUCCAAGCACGCGGCCAAGAUCCGCCUCGACUCGGUCAAGCAGGACAGCGACAAGGACAAGGACAAGGGCGACCGCGCCACCAGCGACCAGGUGCUGGACCAGCGCACGCGCAUGAUCCUGCUGCAGAUGAUCAACCGCGGCUUCGUCAGCGAGGUCCACGGCGCCAUCAGCACCGGCAAGGAGGCCAACGUCUACGGCGCCGUGCUGCACGACGACCGCUCCGGCGAGACGACCCACCGCGCCAUCAAGGUCUACAAGACGGCCAUCCUGAGCUUCAAGGACCGCGAGCGCUACAUCACCGGCGAGCACCGCUUCAAGGGCGGCUUCGACAAGGGCAACAACCGCAAGAUGGUCAAGCUGUGGGCCGAGAAGGAGUUCCGCAACUUGCGCCGAAUCCACAGCGCCGGCAUCCUGUGCCCGGAGCCCAUCAGCCUCAAGCUGCACGUCCUGGUCAUGGGCUUCCUCGGCGACCGCAAGGGCUGGGCCUACCCCCGUCUGCGCGACGCCACGCUGUCCGGAGACGAUGUCGACCAGCAGUGGCACAAGCUCUACGUCCAACUGCUGGGUCUCAUGCGCCGCAUCUACCAGGUCUGCCGCCUCGUGCACGCUGAUUUGAGCGAGUACAACAUCCUCUACCACGACGGAAAGCUCUACAUCAUCGAUGUCUCCCAAAGUGUCGAGCCCGACCACCCCAGGUCGCUCGAGUUCCUGCGAAUGGAUAUCAAGAACGUCGGAGACUUUUUCCGAAGAAAGGGCGUCGACACCCUUGCCGACCGGGCAAUCUUCAACUUCAUCACCGCUCCCGACGGAGCCGUCGAGGAGCCCGAGAUGACCAAGGCCAUCGAGGUCCUCUACGAGACCCGCACGCCCGGAGCCGACGAAGACCAGGACCAGCUCGAGGUCGACAACGAGGUGUUCCGGAACCAGUACAUUCCUCAGACCCUCGAGCAGGUGUACGACAUCGAGAAGGAUGCCCAAAAGGUCGGCAAGGGCGAGGGCAACGACCUCGUCUACAGCAACUUGCUGGCCGACCAGGUAGUUAAGCCGAACGAUGCCGAGAAGAAGGAAGGCGAAGAGGAGAGCGCGUCAAACGACGAGGAUGGCUCAGGUGCUUCGCUCGACAGCGACGACUCCGACUACGACGAGAGCCGGUUUGAGAAGGGCACUCCCCGUGGACGCCGCUUCGAGGAUAAGGACGAGAAGAAGCAACACAAGCAAGCCGUCAAGGAGGCGAAGCGGGAGAAGCGCAAGGAAAAGAUGCCCAAGCACCUGAAGAAGAAGAUUGUGUCUAGCACAUCGCGCAAGAAGAAGUAG
This is a messenger RNA of Ilyonectria robusta, 1674 nucleotides long. Its product is annotated as RIO1 family-domain-containing protein. Gene Ontology annotation, cellular component: preribosome, small subunit precursor; cytosol. Gene Ontology annotation, biological process: maturation of SSU-rRNA. Gene Ontology annotation, molecular function: protein serine/threonine kinase activity; ATP binding. NCBI's taxonomy places the organism in Eukaryota, Fungi, Ascomycota, Sordariomycetes, Hypocreales, Nectriaceae. The record is from RefSeq and is a predicted model, not a curated record. Bases 1 to 1674 code for a protein of 557 amino acids. The transcript is spliced from 2 exons.